Messenger RNA from Trichomonas vaginalis G3, 1539 nucleotides. RefSeq names its product coiled-coil domain-containing protein 63 family. The transcript has a single exon. The record is from RefSeq and is a predicted model, not a curated record. NCBI's taxonomy places the organism in Eukaryota, Parabasalia, Trichomonadida, Trichomonadidae. The coding region runs from base 1 to 1539 and encodes 512 amino acids.
AUGGAGAAUCCGGCGGAAGUGCAGGAGCUUAGAAACAAACUUCGCAUGAUGAAGUUCCCCCAAGACGAAAUACUUAAUACAGUUCGUAAGCAACAGCGUGCAAUUCAUAAGCAAAAGCAAGCCAAUGAAACCAUUCGUGCAGAGAACCAGGAAUUGCAAGCGCAAAUCGAUGCCUAUGAUCAAGCCGUUGCUGCCCAUGAUAGUAAUGAAGAUCUCAACCAACUUAAGAAUACUGAAAAAAGCCUUUCAAACAAAUUGAGUGUAUUAUCAGCUGACUAUGCUGCCGAGGACCAAAAGCGUCGCGAACUUGAAGAUAGAGUCUCCAAAGCUAGGUCUGCUGUUGGAGGAAUGUAUGCUCAAUCAAGAGAAAUUGAGGAAGCACAAGCUAAGAUCCGUACCAUGGAAAAUCGUCUCGAUAAGUCUCUUGUUCGCUACAACAAUAACCUUACACAACUUGCUGAUAAGCGUAAUCAAAUUGAUGAAUUAAGAAAAGAUCGUACAACAUUCCGUCAAGUUAUUGAAAAGUCCAAGGCUGAAUGUGCUGCUCUUGCUGCAACUAUUGAAGACCAAAUCAGGACAUCAAACGACUCUUACUCUCAGAGAGAUAAUCUUAAGAUGUGCAUUGCAGAAUUAAAGAAUAAUGAAGCAGCUGAAAUCCAACACUUUGAAAGCGAUAUGGAUCGUCUAACUCAAACAAUUGAGGGUCAAAGAAUCGCUUCAAAUAGGCCUCAUGAACAAUUGCAAUCUGUCCCAACAAUUAUUUCACAAAGCGGUACAUCAGAAGCGCAAGAUGAAAUUACCAAGCAAACAGAAGAGUAUCAAGCCCAAAUUUCUAAAACUCUUGAACUUCUUAACAUGAAAUCAACAGAAGAACUCUUCCAAGAAGCAGAAAAUCUGGAGAGAGAAAAUUUCUCACUCUUUAAUUUUGUUGUUGAACAUGGAGCUACUCGUACACGCCUUACAGAUGAAAUUUCUGCCCUUGAGAUGCAGCAUGAUGUUAUUUUGUCAAAUUCACAAAGCAACGAUGAAUCACAGGCACGUGAACUCGAAGAAAUUACAAACGAUAUCGAAGACACAAAGGCCCAGCUUGACGAUCUGGCCAAACAAAAGCAAGAAUCAGAAGAUGCUUUCAAAGUUAACUAUCAGAAAAUUGAUGAACUUUACCAACUUCUUGGUUGUUCAUGGGAGAAGUCGCCAGAUGAAAAAACUAAUGUCACUUCUGCAAAUGUCAUGUUUGCACUUACAAAUAUUGAAACUGCCAUUAUAGAGAUAAUGGACAAAGUAAGUGCUAAAGCUAAAUCUGCAUUCGAUGUUCAACCAGAAUCCCGCUCUCAAGCUGGACUAGAUUCAUAUAAGCCAGAAAAAGAAAAGAAACACGUUUUAGAACGAAUUGAUGACAAUGCUUUGAAGACCUUAGAAUCUUGUAGCGAGCCAUUAUCCCUUGAUGAUGUUAGGAAACUCAUUAAAGAACCUUCUAAUACCACAACUAAUAAUAAUACAAUAACUUCCGAAACACAGCCAUCUCAACAACAACAAUAG